AUUUUUUACUCUUCGGAAUGGCAAUUUAGGUUGUUUGUUUUGGUCUCUAUUUUAAUACUACAGAAAUAGUUUUAAGAUCUAUUAAUAAUAUAUCUGUGCACAUGUAGAAAUUAAACAAGAAAACGUUUGUAUGCAAUUAUAUAAUUAACUGAAUUCUUGAUACAAUCCGGUUUUUUUCGUUUGUUGAAUUUUUAUAUUUUCUGAAAAAAUAUUUUUGUAUCUUAACAGAAAUAUUAGAAGUCGUUUCAAUAAUAAAUGUAAUACUUUGAGAUAGCGUAUACUUUUAUGUAUAUGUAAUAAUAAUUAGGCUUCUGUCGUGCAUUAAAUUUUAUUUGACAAGUUAAAUUACUAGAUGGGUUCUUACCUUGGUAAAUCGGUCGAAGAGAACUUCAAAAGAAAUCAAGAAUUUAUGAUGCAGCUACCGAGAUUGCAGUUGGAAAGACAGAUACAUAUGAGAAACCAAAUUCGAGAAAGGAAAUUGGCUCUACAAAUAGCAAAAUACAGAGAGUCCUUCUACUGGUUUGGUGCAUUUUAUGUCUUGGCUUCAGGCUCAAUGAUUUUUGCAUUCCAAAGAACUAAAAAACCUAUCAUGCUGUCUGCACUGCUGCCUUUAACUUUUAUUGUUUUAUAUCAAGGAGAUCUUGCAUAUGGAAAUAAACUGCAAAGGAUAACUAGUGAAGCUGAAAACAUCUUGCAGUUUGAGGAGCAUUUAUUACAUUUGCCAUUGGGCCUUCCUAACUUUGACUCCAUUGAAGAGGGUCGCCAUGAGCAACAAGAUGAAGAAUCUUUAACCAAAGCUCAUGAUAUUUUUCUGUGAAAUACCUGUGAUUAGAAAUGAAACUUUUUUCUUAUACACUUUUCAGCAAUAUUCACAAUGAAAUGGUAGAUUUAUUAAUCUUAAUGAUACAAAAAAUACAACUCUGCCAUGACCAAUAUCAUAUGAAAUGAGGCUUGUAAUCUCAUGUAAUUUAAAUUAUCACUAUGUUAUAAUGCAUACCAUUUGUACGAUAUUUGUGUAGAUUUAUGAAUUGCAAAAAUUUAAAGAGUUAUUUUUCUGUUAUUAAUUCAU
This is a messenger RNA of Stegodyphus dumicola, 1069 nucleotides long. RefSeq names its product plasminogen receptor (KT). Gene Ontology annotation, biological process: positive regulation of plasminogen activation. Lineage: Eukaryota; Metazoa; Arthropoda; Arachnida; Araneae; Eresidae. Gene Ontology annotation, cellular component: plasma membrane. The record is from RefSeq and is a predicted model, not a curated record.